Arvicanthis niloticus (Nile rat) is the source of this 1591-nucleotide messenger RNA. RefSeq names its product centrosomal protein 15 (gene Cep15). NCBI's taxonomy places the organism in Eukaryota, Metazoa, Chordata, Mammalia, Rodentia, Muridae. The record is from RefSeq and is a predicted model, not a curated record.
CGAAGGAGAGGAAGAGAGUCAGCAGGAGUGACUUUCCAGGGCCGCCUGGACGCAGCUCUUCUCGGCUGCAAAACUCGCUGGGAGGAAGGCGAGGAAGCUGGGCGUGAGACGGGCGGCUGUCCUCAGGGUUGGAGGCUGCCCUGCGGGGAGAAGGAGCCUGGCAGGCCCCUGUGCAGUGUGCUGAUCCAGAGCUCAGGCUUCCUGUGGGCAUCCGACCCUGAGCCAUUCAGGGACGAGCGUUUCCUUUCAGAAAGUUUAGGAGAGCCUCCUUCAUGGAACAUCUGUGUUCUGUUUGUCUCCGUUGUGUGCUUUUCAGCCGAGGGCUUUCAGAGCACUUCUUUAGACCACCAUCUAUACUGGUGCAAGUUCUUUAGCCAAGAGGAGGCUACGCCUAGUGUAGGGCGCCAUAGAAACUCUCCAAACGAGAGUGCUUUCCUGCUAGGAUACGCAGAAAACUUAUAGCCCAGCUUUGAUUAAAGAUGACUUCCUUGUUUACUCAAGAAAUUCACCUUUCUAAAAGACAUGAGGAAAUAGUAUCACAAAGAUUAGUGUUGCUUCAGAAAAUGAAAAAUAAAUUUGGAGAUCAAAACACAGAAAGGGCAUCUCUCCUCCAAGCCGCUGAGACUGCUUCUCGAAGGAACCUCCAGCUCUUGCAGGACAUAGAUGAUGCAGAGAAGACUUUUCAGAGCAAACUUACCCAACACUCACAGCCUGCGAUGCUUUCUCUUGAGACUCGUUACUGGGCAUCAGUAGAAGAACAUGUCCCUGAAUGGGAACCGUUUCUCUUAGGAAGAGAGCUGUAUCCAAUUGGGACUGCAAAUCAAAAUGAGGCACCAUUCGUUCAAAACGAGGCAAAAUCAUAACAUAUUCAUAUGCUCUCAAAAAAAAACCCUAUUUGAUAAAUCUAUGUAAGUCAUGACAGAACUUAGGGAAAAAGUGUUAUUUGUUAUCAUUUUCUAUUGUUUCAUUGCUUCCUCGGCAGCAACAUCUGUAUGAGAGUCCUCUUGAAAAUCCCAGGCUAGACCCUUGGUCUGUGGUCAUAGAUUUGCCAAGAAAAGUGUUAAAAAUUAGUGGUAAGGCAGAAUGUUUGUUAAAGAUGGUAUUAAAUCAGUGUUGUGUUUGCUUAAAACACGAACCCUCAUUCUCAACUAGACAGGUUGGCAGCUGGUAUCCUAAAGUCGUAGUUUCCCAUCAUCCACUAUGGGAACAGGAGCAGGAACAAGGCGCUGGCUUGCUUACGUGAAAGUCCAUCAUGCUUAGCUGCUCUUGUUCAAUACUAGUUAUCAGCAAAUGGAUCCACAGGGUUAUGUGCCUCAGACAGACUUCUCCAAGUCCUUACUUAUAAAGCAUUCAAUAUGUAGCCAGUUUCGGGAAGGCUUGGGUUGGUUUUGAAAAAGAUCUAUGAGAGCUGGGAAUGGCUACUGAAUUCUGACAGGCUUAUUUGAAGACUACCAACCUUGUGAAAACAAAUACCCCUCCCUCGAUGCUAUCUGUCAACUCGCCCUCCCCCUCCUUUCUAUUAACGUUAUCUCUAAUACUUAAAACUAAAACAAAUAAACUUGGAAAACUGUGGGUCACAACCCUCAGCAGA